AUGGGCUUUGACAUUAACGUUUCUCUGGGGGUAAACGGGAGCUCUGAAGAGGAAAUGCUUGAAAGACGGACGUUCACCAUCUUCAGCAUUCUCAUGCUGACUUUCCUGGUCAUCUUGAUCAUCGCUACGUUCUUGUGGAACCUUUUGGUGCUGCUAACGAUCUUCCGGGUGAAGACGUUCCACAGAGUUCCUCACAAUCUGGUGGCUUCUAUGGCUGUGUCUGAUGUGAUGGUGGCAGCGCUUGUGAUGCCCCUCAGUCUUGUCAACGAGCUUUCUGGUCGAAGAUGGCGACUGGGGAGACUGCUUUGUGAUGUGUGGAUCUCCUUUGAUGUUCUCUGUUGCACAGCAAGCAUCUGGAAUGUGACUGCCAUAGCUGUCGACAGGUACUGGUCUAUCACCAGACAUCUGGAGUACACACCGAAAACAAGGAAACACAUAUCCAGCAUCAUGAUCGCAUUGACCUGGGUUCUGUCAGCGGUGAUUUCCUUGUCCCCACUUUUUGGAUGGGGAGAAGCUUACACGGCAGACGACGAGAAUUGUCAGGUUAGCCAGGAGCUGUCUUACACAAUCUUCUCAACUUUUGGUGCAUUUUACCUGCCCCUGUCUGUAGUUCUUUUUGUUUACUGGAAAAUUUAUAAAGCUGCCAAAUUCAGCAUUGGAAGUCGCAGAAGGAACGCUGUUAUGCCAGUGCCAGGGGUAGUACAGGUGAAGGAAGCGUCUCUGGAACCACAGAUGGUGUUUACCGUGCGCCACGCCACCAUCACGUUCCAGACAGAUGGAGAGACGUGGAGGGAACAGAAAGAGAGGAAAGCUGCCGUGAUGGUGGGCAUCCUGAUCGGGGUGUUUGUACUGUGCUGGAUCCCCUUCUUCAUUACGGAGCUCAUCAGCCCUCUCUGCUCCUGUAACAUCCCUGCGGUGUUGAAGAGCAUCUUCCUGUGGCUCGGCUACUCCAACUCUUUCUUCAAUCCACUCAUUUACACCGCCUUUAACAAGAACUACAACAAUGCCUUCAAAAACCUGUUUUCUAAACAGAGAUAAGUCAGUCGGUGUACCUUUCAUCUUUGUGUAUGUAAAACUGAAAACAUAACAGCAAACUGUUGAAAAGCGGCUGCCAGUUUAGCAACUGCUGUCUGUCUGUCCCCUGGACUAAUCUGAAAGCACUGUGAAAUCUGACCAGUUUGUUUUCUUCAGCCGCAUAACAAACUGGGAGACGUUGCCUUUUAAACUCUAUUAGUUUCUCACAUUGCUUUAUAUUUACAGAAUCUCUCUCAAUAAAUGUCCAUAGAAUGUUUAAUCACAGCAAUUUUGCUUAAGAGCAGAUAGUUUUUUUUUUUCUUUCCAUCAGUAGUUAUGAUUAAAAACAUACCAAACAAAUAGGCUCCUUGCUCCAAAGAACAUAAUGAAAAUUAAUAGACGCUACUCAACAUAAAAUAACAUUUGUAUUCAUGUUAUGCCAUUCAUUAGCAUGCUGAACAUUGCACCAAGCACUCAGCAUAUGAAUUUAUAAUGGUACACAGAAAAGCUCAAAAGUAUACUCUUUUAUUCCUGUCGUACUAUUUGGAUCUCAAAUGCUGCAGCAACAAGUCUUUGUGGUUUUAGAAUAGGAGGGCUCAGGUGGACAAUGCAGCAGUGUAGGGUCCUAAAUGAAUGCCAGGACAAUAGUGUCCUUUGUGAGAGCUAGCUUUUAAGCAAAAUAUACAGAAGAGAGAAUAGCACUCUAGCUUAACUUUGAUCUAAGUUACAUUCAUCGGCAAGAUCAGCAUAUGUUCAAAAAGUAUCAGAGUUUUAGAUCAAAACAAGACGCAAUAACAAAAUGGUUCCUGCUUUUUUCUAUUAGAUGUUUUGAUUAUGAGACCGAUUUUAAAAAAAAACAACACAGAACUGUUAUUGAAUAUACAGGUUUUUAGCGUCUAAAAUAUAUUAUGCUUUGUAAUAGAAUAAUUUAAAAUAAAGCUGUUGAAUAGAGAACAUCGUUUAGUAGAUUUGGAAAUGAUUCUGUUUGAUAGCAUAUUACAGAUAUUUAGUGUGUAGUAUCUGUGUAGAGCUCUUGUUACUUAAAUACAACAGUUACUACUCAGGAACACACCUUAGAAUAAUAAUAAUAAAAAACAUUAUCAGUAUUAUACUACAACCUUUCAGAUUUUAUUUUAGAUUCAUUAUGUGCAAUUUACUGAGUUACUGAGGGGUGUGUCUUGGGAUAUAAAAAUCUAUGGAAAGUAGAAGUGGGAGAC
Molecule: messenger RNA, 2231 nt
Organism: Acipenser ruthenus (sterlet)
Lineage: Eukaryota; Metazoa; Chordata; Actinopteri; Acipenseriformes; Acipenseridae
Product: 5-hydroxytryptamine receptor 5A-like
Exons: 2
Coding region: 1-1038 (345 amino acids)
Biological process (GO): chemical synaptic transmission; G protein-coupled receptor signaling pathway, coupled to cyclic nucleotide second messenger
Cellular component (GO): dendrite; plasma membrane
Molecular function (GO): neurotransmitter receptor activity; G protein-coupled serotonin receptor activity
Source: RefSeq, a predicted model, not a curated record